CUCUCUGGCCCUAAGCUCCUACAAGUGGCUGAUGGAUGUGAGUCAGCUCGUUUCAUUCUACUUUGAAAACAAGGAUAACUUUCACUGAUACUUGCGCUGAACACGUGUCCAGAAAAGCGCGCAGCAGAGACGUUGGCUGUCCAAAACCAACAGCUGCUGGACAGAGAUGAGCAGUCCCGAUGCGGGGUACGCCAGCGACGAUCAAACCCAGGCAAGGUGUGCGAUGUCAGUCAUGAUGCCUGGAAUGGGACACUGUCAGUGGGCUGAUCCUCUCAGUCCUCUCGGGGACGCCAAAGUAAAAAGCGAGACGUGCGCGGCUGCCUCGAGCACUCACAACCGAGGGAAGAGCGAGCCUCGGAUCCGGAGGCCUAUGAACGCGUUUAUGGUCUGGGCCAAGGAUGAGCGGAAGAGAUUGGCGCAGCAAAACCCAGACCUGCACAACGCGGAGCUCAGCAAAAUGUUGGGGAAGUCGUGGAAGGCCCUUCCUGUGACAGAGAAGCAGCCGUUUGUGGAGGAGGCCGAGCGCCUGCGGGUGCAGCACAUGCAGGAUCACCCCAACUACAAGUACAGGCCACGCAGGCGGAAACAGGUCAAGAGGAUUAAGAGGCUGGACUCAGGCUUCCUGGUGCAUGGGCCCCCAGAGCACCAGGGCCUGUCAGGGGACGGCAGGGUGUGUGUGGAGGCGCUCGGCCUGGGCUACCAUGAGCACAACUUCCAGCUUCCCCCUCAACCCAUGGGUCACUACCGGGACGCUCAGGCUUACGAGAGCUACAGUCUCCCCACACCGGACACAUCUCCACUGGACGCUGUGGAGCCUGACUCCAUGUUCUUCCCUCCACACUCUCAAGAGGACUGCCACAUGAUGCCAUACCCCUACCACACGCAAGGGCCUGAGUACCAGCCACAGGAGCCUCUCUCAACCCACCACCCAAACCUCAAUUUCUCCCGGCACUCCUCAGGUCAGGAGCAGCCUCCACAGCCCCCUGCACCCCCGACCCUUCCCCCUUCUUACAUGGGAUGCCCCAACCCUUUAACCAUGUAUUACAAUCAGCCCAGCCACCAUAAGCGGCACCCAGCAGCAGGGCAGCUCUCCCCCCCUCCAGAUCCCCACUCAGCUGAGACAGUGGAGCACAUGCCCCACUCCGAGCUGCUGUCGGAGGUGGACCGCAGUGAGUUUGAGCAGUACUUGAGCUCGUCUGGGGUGGCAGCGCGUGCAGACAUGACAGGCCUCCCCUACGCGCCACACGACUCUGGAAUGCAAGGACCAGAGAGCCUCACAUCAUCAGUGCUGUCAGACGCCACCACAGCUGUGUAUUACUGUAGCUACAACAACUCCUAACCUCCGCAGCCUGCCGCAUGGACACUUGAUCUGACCUCAAAUCUCUGUAGCUGCAUUUGAACAAAAAUAUCUCUUUAUUUUUGUAAUUGUUUUCUUACCAGUUCCACAGAAGGUCACUGAGAUUUUCCAUGGAGCUUUGGACAAGACUGAUGUAGCUUGAUGUAUGCAAAACAGCCAUAGGACAUUUUGGAACUGAAUAGUUUUUAUCUUUUAAGC
Molecule: messenger RNA, 1555 nt
Organism: Boleophthalmus pectinirostris (great blue-spotted mudskipper)
Lineage: Eukaryota; Metazoa; Chordata; Actinopteri; Gobiiformes; Gobiidae
Gene: sox17
Product: SRY-box transcription factor 17
Exons: 2
Coding region: 167-1339 (390 amino acids)
Biological process (GO): anatomical structure morphogenesis; positive regulation of transcription by RNA polymerase II; angiogenesis
Molecular function (GO): RNA polymerase II cis-regulatory region sequence-specific DNA binding; DNA-binding transcription activator activity, RNA polymerase II-specific
Source: RefSeq, a predicted model, not a curated record